GGGAGCCAGAGAGCCCCAGAGCCCCAGAGCCCAGAGUAAUUAAUUUAGGGAAGGGAGGUCUUGGCCUGGCUGAGCCAAAGCAGUUGCUUUGGAAUAGACGGACUGGAUUCUGAUCCUGAUUCUGUUCGUGGGACUUUAGGCAGAGCCAUGAGCUAUCAGAUCCUGCUGCUUCUGGCCAUGCUGACCCUGGGCCUGGCUACCUCCCAGCUUCGAGACCAGCUCCCCUGUAAGACGGUGCACAAGGAAGCCUUGUGCCAGGGCCUUGGCCUGCUCCAGUUCCCCUCAGUGCUCCCAUUGGACAUCCAGGCCCUCCAUCUAUCUGGCAAUCAGCUGCGGAGCAUCCUGGCCUUUCCCUUGGGUUUCUACACAGCACUUCGUCACCUGGACCUGAGUGUCAAUGAGAUCAGUUUCCUCCAGCCUGGUGUUUUCCAGGGUCUACCCCACCUGGAGCACCUGAACCUGGCCCACAAUCACCUGGCUAUGGGCAUGGCUCUGAACAGCGGUGGGCUGGGCCGCCUGCCUCUCAUAGCCUCCCUAGACCUAUCUGGAAACAGCCUGUACGGCAGCCUGGUGGAACGGCUGCUGGGUGAGAUGCCAAGCCUGCACACACUCUCACUGGCAGAGAACAGUCUCACACGCCUGGAGCGCCACACCUUCUGGGGCAUGCCAGUCCUCGAGCGACUGGACCUCCACAGCAAUGUGCUGAUGGACAUCGAGGAUGGUGCCUUUGAGACACUGCCUCGCCUGACCCACCUCAAUCUCUCCAGGAACUCCCUCACCUGCAUCUCCGACUUCAGCCUCCCGCAGCUGCGGGUACUUGACUUAAGCUGUAAUAGCAUUGAAGCCUUCCAGACAGCCCCAGAACCCCAGGCACAGUUCCAGCUGUCCUGGCUGGACCUGCGGGACAACAAGUUACUCCACUUCCCCGACCUGGCUGCGCUACCGAGACUUGUCUACCUGAAUGUAUCUAACAACCUCAUCCGGCUCCCUGCAGGGCAGCCCCAGGACAGUGAGGGCCUCCAUGCACCCUCCCAGGUCUGGUCGGACUCUCCAUUUUCUAACCCCAGCCGGAAUACCAGCACCCACUCUCUCUCCCAGCUCUUGAACCUAGAUUUGAGCUACAAUGAGAUUGAGCUGGUCCCUGAUAGCUUUCUUGAGCAUCUGACCUCCCUGCGCUUCCUGAACCUCAGCCGAAACUGCCUGCGAUCCUUUGAGGCCCAGCGUGCUGCUUCCCUGCCCUGCCUGGUGCUCUUGGACCUGAGUCACAACGUCCUGUCGGCACUGGAGCUGGGCACCAAGGUCCUAGGGUCCCUACAGACACUGCUCCUCCAGGACAACAGCCUGCAGGAACUGCCACCCUAUACCUUCACCAGCCUAGCCAGCCUGCAGACGCUCAACUUGCAGGGAAACCAGGUCAGCCCCUGCGGAGGACCAGCUGAGCCAGGUCCCCCAGGCUGCGUGGCCUUCUCUGGUAUCCACACUCUUCAAGUUCUGAACAUGGCAGGGAAUAUGAUGGAGACGCUUAGGGCAGGGACUUUCCUCCACACACCACUUACUGAGCUGGACCUCUCAGACAAUCCAGGGCUAGACGUGGCCAUGGGUGCCUUGGCUGGCCUGGAGACAUCCUUGGAGGUACUGGCACUGCAGGGCAAUGGACUGACUGUCUUACAGGUGGAUUUGCCCUGCUUCCGCUGCCUCAAGCAGCUCAACCUUGCAGAGAACCGCCUCAGCCACCUGCCUGCCUGGACACAGACCGUGUCCCUGGAGGUGCUGGACCUGCGGAACAAUAGUUUCAGCCUCUUGCCUGGCAGUGCCAUGGGUGGCCUGGAGACCAGCCUCCGGCGCCUCUACCUACAGGGGAAUCCACUUAGUUGCUGUGGCAACGGCUGGCUAGCAGCCCAGCUACACCAGGGCCGUGUGGAUGUGGACGCCACCCAGGACCUAAUCUGCCGCUUUGGCUCCCAGGUGGAGGUGGCCCUGAGCCACGUACGUCCCGAGGACUGUGAGAAGGGGGGACUCAAGAAUGUCAACCUCAUCAUCAUCCUAACCUUCACACUAGUCUUUGCUGCUGUCCUUACCACACUGGCCACCUGCUGCUGCAUUCGCAGGCAGAAGUUUAACCAACAAUACAAAGCCUGAUGGGGCUGGAGGAUCCUUCUGCAUCAGUGUGGGAGCUGUAGGGGCAGAGAAGCUGGGGACCAACCCAGGUCACACAGUGGCCAGUGGCCUAGCACAGUUCCCCUUUCUCUGCAUCCUGCCAUGUGGACAGGUAGCUAUUUCCCAGGUUGCCUAUGUGUUCCCACUGUGGAGCCAAAAGUGGGGCAGUUUCAGCCAGGCAGAGGAUACUUUUGACCGUCAGAUCAGCAGAUCCACAUUGAGCAUCUGUUUCAGGUCACACUCUUCUCUGGGCACCAGAAAAUGAAAUGCAUACCUGUCCUCGGGCCACAAAGGCCCAGAACAGGGGAGAGACCACACAGGGCAGUGGUCUUGAGGAGGGUCCCCUGGGUCCCCAGACCUCCCCCAAGUCUCCAGCUGGUUUGCUGUAGAGAAUCCCACCCCAGCUGUGCCUGAACAAGGGAGGGCCAAGCCCAAGAGGAUUUGUCUGUACCGUUUCCAUGCAGCCAGCUCUGUCACAUCUGCUAAUGACUCUCAGCUCUCUGGAAAUGAAAAGCUUGUGACCGGAAGAGAGAACCAGCAGUUUUGGAUCUCUGUUCCUAGGCUAGCUUUCAGGGUUCCAGCAGGCAGGGCCUGCUUCAGACCUGUUCACCUGGGCAAUUGUUAGGCCAUCCUGUGUCCUGCUCUAGACAAGCCCCUCCCUCUCAUGCACUCUCCUUUGGCACACACUGACCCAUAUGCUGGACCCCCUACCCCAUGCUCAGGUGUCCUUCCAUCCCAGCCCAACCCUAACUGCUGAGCUGAGAGGAGGAACCCUGGCUCCCUGGCUACCUUGCACCCUGCUUGGCAGCUGCAGAGGCACCAAGCUGACUCUCAGAGGUUGCUGUGUUCUCCCCAUUAUGCACAAGAAGAAAGUGAAGUUCCCCAAGUCUCCCUUGAGAGCCCCACAGCUGAGAUAGACCAAAGCCAAGAAUGAACCAAACCCAUGUCCUUCCAUCUCCAGGGCCCUGAGCCUCACCAGGACCAUGGCUUCAGUCUCUCAGGUGAACAGGAAGUGACCCCACACUGACCAGGGCCCAAGCAUCCUUGCGGCACACACCUACUUUCCUCUUUCAGGCAGGCACCUGCAGGCCCUCUGCUCAGUGCUCCUCAUUCCUUUAUAGACUGGUUUGGGUUCUCCCUUUUCUCACCUUGUUCCCACAAUCUCAUUUUCCCUUUGUUAAGCAUAGCCUGGAGUUUUAGACCAUUGAGUGCAACUUCCCAUUAAAUAGAUAGGAAAACUGAGGUUUAGGAAGAGAAUGGGACUUGCUCCAAGUUGUAUAAGUCAGUGGUUGGACUGUUGCACAGUGGUAGAGCACUUAGCUAGCAUGCACAAGGCCCUGGGUUCAAUGCCCAGCAGCCCUGAAAGUCAGGGAUGGACCCAUGUGGUUUCCCACUCUCUCAGUCGCAGCACAAGACAAUGCCAGCUAUAACUUCUGUUCCUCACCAUGCCGUGGACUCUUCCCCUAGAAAAUACAAAGGAAGACCCCUCAGACUCACCACUCACCCCAGGGUCAUGAGCUGCAGAGAGGAAACGAAGCCCUCAGCCCCAUCACAGAGCCUGCUUCAUCCACUUCCCAGUGCCUGGCCCAUACACAGUCUGCCAGGGCAUUCAGUAA
Molecule: messenger RNA, 3773 nt
Organism: Nannospalax galili (Upper Galilee mountains blind mole rat)
Lineage: Eukaryota; Metazoa; Chordata; Mammalia; Rodentia; Spalacidae
Gene: Lrrc32
Product: leucine rich repeat containing 32
Exons: 3
Coding region: 148-2139 (663 amino acids)
Molecular function (GO): protein binding
Source: RefSeq, a predicted model, not a curated record